Trypanosoma cruzi is the source of this 774-nucleotide messenger RNA. RefSeq names its product protein kinase, putative. Gene Ontology annotation, biological process: protein phosphorylation. The transcript has a single exon. Gene Ontology annotation, molecular function: ATP binding; protein serine/threonine kinase activity. Bases 1 to 774 code for a protein of 257 amino acids. Lineage: Eukaryota; Euglenozoa; Kinetoplastea; Trypanosomatida; Trypanosomatidae. Gene Ontology annotation, cellular component: cytosol; EKC/KEOPS complex; nucleus. The record is from RefSeq and is a predicted model, not a curated record.
AUGGGGAAAAACGAGACUGACACGGAUGUUCUGACAAGUAACGUUGAAGUUGGAUCCGUCUUGUCGCAAUGCGCGGAGUCACGAGUGCAUGAGUGUAACUUUUACGGUUAUCGCGCCGUCUGCAAGCACCGUUUUCCCAAAGCGUACCGUCAUCCUGCUUUAGAUCAACGCCUCCGGGAGCAGCGGACUGUCCGGGAGGGUCGAGCACUUGCACGCUGCCUCAAAAACGGAGUCUUGGCCCCAACCGUUUUUGCUGUUGACCGUGAACGGUGCGCAAUUGUCAUGGAGCGCAUUGACGGUCUCACCGUACGCGAGAUAUUCAAUCACGAGCAAGGAAAUGUUGCACAAGGGAAGACGGACGUGUCUUUUCUUGUCUCGUUCCUCUUAAGGGGAAUGGGGGAGGUGGUUGGCCUCCUGCAUAACGCAGACAUCAUUCACGGCGAUCUCACAACAUCGAAUUUCAUGUGCAAACGAAAUUUUUUGGAGCGACGACUGUCUACGGAAAAUUUGGCGUCAAACACCUCUUCUCGCGAUAGCAUUGUUGUUUUAGAUUUUGGACUUGUGAUGGACAAGAAUAGUGCGGAGGAGCGUGCCGUCGACCUGUACGUUCUUGAGCGUGCGCUGAAGUCCUCGCAUCCAUUUCUGGAGCACGUGGCCACUAGACUGGUCCUGGAGGGCUACCACCGCACCGUGGAUCCGCAGAAGGGUUCCGUCACCAUGGCGCGUCUGGAAGCAGUGCGGGCACGUGGCCGUAAACGGAGCAUGAUUGGCUAG